UUCUUUUCCCCCUUUUCACUCUUUAUAUCUCGAUUCACAAACCCAUCUCCCAGCUUUACAUUUCAAGCUUAGUAAAGCUCCGUCCCCUGUUACAACUUCAUACUGCAGAUAUAUACUAUUAAUGUUCUCUCUUGUUUCUUUAAUCCCCGAUUCCUUUAUCUGAUUCUUUUUCAUUCUGCUUUACAUCUGAUUCUUUGGGACCCAGCUAAGGGCACGAUGGGGGACGUGGCUAAGGACCUCACUGCAGGAACUGUUGGAGGGGCAGCACAAUUGAUAUGCGGACACCCAUUUGACACCAUCAAAGUCAAGCUCCAAAGCCAGCCUGCACCAGCCCCUGGCCAACCUCUCAAGUAUGCUGGCGCCAUUGAUGCGGUCAAGCAAACACUAGCAGCUGAAGGCCCAAGGGGUCUGUACAAAGGCAUGGGCGCUCCACUUGCAACAGUGGCAGCUUUCAAUGCUGUCCUAUUCACAGUAAGGGGACAGAUGGAGGCAUUAUUGAGAUCACAUCCUGGUGCCCCUCUUACAGUGAACCAGCAGGUUGUUUGUGGAGCUGGGGCUGGAGUCGCCGUUUCCUUUCUAGCUUGCCCCACUGAGCUAAUCAAAUGCAGGCUGCAAGCGCAAAGUGCGCUGGCAGGUUCUGGAACAGCUACGGUAGCUGUGAAGUAUGGAGGCCCCAUGGAUGUGGCCCGGCAUGUUCUCAGGUCAGAAGGGGGCGCGAAAGGUCUUUUUAAGGGCUUGGUUCCGACAAUGGCUCGUGAAAUACCUGGAAACGCUGCAAUGUUUGGUGUAUAUGAAGCAGUAAAGCAGUUAAUUGCUGGAGGCCAGGAUACCUCUGGACUUGGUAGAGGUUCUUUGAUAGUUGCUGGAGGCUUGGCAGGAGCUUCCUUCUGGUUCAUGGUGUACCCGACUGAUGUUGUAAAGAGUGUGAUUCAGGUUGAUGAUUACAAAAAUCCCAAGUAUUCUGGUUCAUGGGAUGCCUUUAGAAAGAUUAAAGCUUCAGAGGGAUUUAAAGGCCUUUACAAGGGUUUCGGUCCUGCAAUGGCGCGAAGCGUUCCUGCAAAUGCAGCUUGCUUCUUAGCGUAUGAGGUGACAAGAUCAGCUCUGGGGUGAUAUGUUCUCAUGUUAAUGCGUUGUGAGGCUAUCAUUUGAGUGUCCAAGGCUCCCAUUUUCUCUUAAAUCUGGCCCCAAAAAGGCAAGUGACAUGUUUUAUGUUCAUUGCAAUACAGCCAUACCCGUUCAUCUUCUGUCAUUUCUUCAAUCUUCGAGGAAUCAUCAUUCUUUUAUCAGUAGUAAUAUAUACUUUUAGCCCCACA
Prosopis cineraria is the source of this 1313-nucleotide messenger RNA. Its product is annotated as mitochondrial carnitine/acylcarnitine carrier-like protein. The transcript has 3 exons. The record is from RefSeq and is a predicted model, not a curated record. Gene Ontology annotation, molecular function: L-ornithine transmembrane transporter activity. Gene Ontology annotation, biological process: mitochondrial L-ornithine transmembrane transport. Lineage: Eukaryota; Viridiplantae; Streptophyta; Magnoliopsida; Fabales; Fabaceae. The coding region runs from base 217 to 1110 and encodes 297 amino acids.